Aspergillus terreus NIH2624 is the source of this 708-nucleotide messenger RNA. Its product is annotated as trafficking protein particle complex subunit 5. Gene Ontology annotation, cellular component: TRAPPI protein complex; TRAPPII protein complex; TRAPPIII protein complex. Gene Ontology annotation, biological process: endoplasmic reticulum to Golgi vesicle-mediated transport. The transcript is spliced from 2 exons. The record is from RefSeq and is a predicted model, not a curated record. Lineage: Eukaryota; Fungi; Ascomycota; Eurotiomycetes; Eurotiales; Aspergillaceae. The coding region runs from base 1 to 708 and encodes 235 amino acids.
AUGUCACACCCCGCACGACACUCCUCCAUGCUGUCGUUCAGCAACAGCAACUCGAACCUCUCCAGCUCCAGCGACAAGCAACAAUCGUCGCCUCAGAUUCCAAGUGCGCCCCAAUCGAGUCCCGGGCUGCGCGUCCCCUCCAAUCGCAAGACCAUCUACGACCGACACCUGAAUCGAAGUCGCAAUGCCGAGUCCAGUCGCGCCACUGACCCUCCCAGAUUAAACGAACAAGGCUACCCCCUGGGCCUCCGUCUGCUCGACCUCCUCUUCUACCGGACCAUGUCCAGCUCCAGCUCCUCAUCUUUGUCCGGCUCCUCGACCUCCUCGUCUCCGCCACACCGACCGCUCCGCAUCCUCCCCCUGCUCCAUCUCAUCCACGGCCCCCUCUGGCGCCUCCUCUUCAAUCGCCCCGCCGACGCUCUCGAGCACUCCGUCUCCCCGGACACCCCCAACGAAUACAUGAUCACCGACAACGACCCGCUGGUCAAUACCUAUAUCAGUGUGCCCAAGGAAAUGAGCAUGCUCAAUUGCGCCGCUUUUGUCGCCGGCAUUAUCGAGGGUGUUUGCGAUGGAUGCGGCUUCGAGGCCAAGGUCACCGCUCAUAAUCAGCCCACGGAAAUGUGGCCCGGCCGCACGAUAUUCCUCGUGCGCUUCGGCGAUAGUGUUAUGGAGAGGGAGAAGGUCCUGGAAAGAGCGGGUGUGAAAUAG